UUGAAACUAACAUAACAAGUUUGUUGCUCAAAAAAACAUAACAAGUUUACAAAAGAGAGAAAAAAUGGUGAGUUUGGAAACUACUCCUGCUCUUCAGCUCCCGGUCAUUGACUUCACAAGUCCAAACUUAAAACCAGGAACAGUGGAGUGGGACUCAGUGAGAGGCGAUGUCCGGAGAGCUCUAGAAGAGUAUGGAUGCUUUGAGGCCUUGUACGAUAAAGUUCCUGUCCAACUUCGCGAGGCGGUUUUCAAUGUUUCUGAGGAGGCUUUCCAGCUACCUUUAGAGACUAAACAGAGAGUUGUGUCAAAAAGAAAAUACAGAGGAUAUGUAGGUCAGAUUCCAACUUUACCUCUUUUUGAAGUCAUGGGCGUUGACUUUGCAGAAAAUGAAGAUAAAGUAAACGAAUUCACUCAUAAGCUCUGGCCUCAAGGCAAUGCAAGUUUCAGCGAGGCAGUCAUGUCAUUCACGGAGAAAGUAUCAAAACUUGACUUAAUGACCAGAAGAAUGAUAAUGGAGAGUUUUGGGAUCAGUGAAAACUACAUAGACAAACAUUUGAAGUCGACGAAAUGCCUCAUGAGAAUGAUGAAGUACCAAGGAGUUGAAGAAGAAACAUUGGAAGAGUUGGGUAUGGAAGUUCAUACAGACAGAAACAUGCUCACCAUACUUUGCCAGAACGAUGUAAAAGAUGGUCUCGAGGUAAGGGCUAGAGAUAAUAAGCACUGGAUUAAAGCCAAUCCUUCCCAGGAUUCUUCGUUCAUUGUUCUUGGCGGAGCUACACUACAUGUACUUCUGAAUGGUCGGGUGGUUACGGGUGUUCACCGAGUGAUGAGGACAGGAACUAAAACAAGAUUCUCAGCUGGAUUGUUCUCUGUUCCUAAAAAGGACCAUUUGAUAUAUGCACCAGAUGAAAUCGUUGAUGCUGAGCAUCCUCGCUUGUUUAAGCCAUUUGAUUUUGAAGCGUACUUUCAGUUUACCACUGAGGGACCUGGAAGGAGAGAUCUAGCUGCACUCAGGACAUAUUGUGGCCUUUGAGCAUUAAAAAUAACGUCUGUCCUCAAAAAUAAGAAGAAACUUUUAUGAUUUGCUUUUCAGUCGUCUCCACCUUUCCAUGUAAACCUAUCUCCAUCAGAAUAAUAUAAAUAAACUUUCACUUUUAAGAUUAUAUUGAGAUCACAUAAGGUUCAUACUACUGAUCGUGACGUUUUUUCUUCUUUAAUCAAUCAUCAAUCACAUGGAGAUAUAUUUCUUGAGAUUCUUACAUUUUAUCUAUUGUUGUUAAUGUGAUAAUAAUGUGUGAGGAGCGCUCAAAUU
Messenger RNA from Brassica napus (rape), 1312 nucleotides. Its product is annotated as probable 2-oxoglutarate-dependent dioxygenase AOP1. The transcript is spliced from 3 exons. NCBI's taxonomy places the organism in Eukaryota, Viridiplantae, Streptophyta, Magnoliopsida, Brassicales, Brassicaceae. The record is from RefSeq and is a predicted model, not a curated record. The coding region runs from base 65 to 1033 and encodes 322 amino acids. Gene Ontology annotation, molecular function: dioxygenase activity.